AUGCGAACAGAAUGCCAGGCCCGAGCACUCCAAAAACAAGCAGUUAGUCCCCACUCAGAAGGAACCACGGCACACCUGCGCACCGGAACAACAGCUUCAAAGGUGCACCCCACCGCAACAGACGCUCUGCCCGGAGACCGGGACCCGCUGCAGUACGAGGAGCAGAUUAAGGGUACAGGCCUGGUGGACGCAGACCAGACCCCCGCAUACCUGACAGCCUGCCACGCUAGCAGCCUGCUGAGCGAGGUAACACAGCAGCGCUGGGAUAGGAAGGCGUACAGGAAGGACUUGGAGCAGGAAGUGAAGGGGCGGGGCUUAUCCGGCGUCGGGCUGGAGGAAACACCUGAGCUGCUGAGGGUUAAAAAUGCCAAUCAGAUACUGAACGAGAAGGCGUACAGGAAGGACUUGGAGCAGGAAGUGAAGGGGCGGGGCUUAUCUGGCGUCGGGCUGGAGGAAACACCUGAGCUGCUGAGGGUUAAAAAUGCCAAUCAGAUACUGAACGAGAAGGAGUACCGCAGGGAUUUAGAGACGGACAUCGUCGGUAAAGGCAUGGAGCUGAGCGCCAACGUUCUCGAUAUGCAACGAGCCAAAAGAGCCUCAGAGAUCCUGAGGUCCUACAAGCAGACGGAGCAGCUCAGAGAAAACUCUUACGGGACGGUUACAGACACUCCUGAACUUCUGCACGCCUCCUACCUCAAAGAUGUCUACAGCCAGAAGAAGUAUAAGCACGAAGCGGAGCGUCUGAAGGGACGCUACAGUCUGCUGUCAGAGACACCAGAGAUGGAGAGAGUCAAAGCCAACCAGAGACACAUCAGCUCUCUGCGGUACUGCUGGGACUCCAAGCUGAUGAGAGGCCUGAUGUCUUCAGCCACAGAGACGCCAGAGAUCGUCCUCGCCAGAGAGAACGCCAAGAGGAUCAGUGAUGUCCGGUACCGUGAGGAAGUGGGUCACGGCACCGCUGUCAGGGAUACGCCGGAGAUGGAGCGAGUCCGACGCAACCAGGAGAACAUCAGCUCGGUCAAGUACAAGCAGAGUGCAGUGAAGACCUCCAGCGUCGGAGUGACUCCAGAACUGGAGAGAGUCCGACAGAACCAGGAGAACAUCAGCUCGGUGAGGUACCAGCGCGGGCUGCAGGAGAUGAGGGGGCGGAGCUGCAGCGAGCUGGACACACCUGAGUACAGGCGUGUCAGGAAGUCACAGGACUCCGUCUCCAUGGCCAAGUACCACGAGGACUUUGAGCGGGCACGCGGCCGAGGCUGCACGCCAGGAUUGGACGAGCCCAGCAUGGAACGCUACCAGAGAGCCAAUCAGAUGAUCGCAGAGGCGGGAUACAGCAAAGGGAUCCACCCCCAAGCGAUGGAGAUGGACAGACGACCGGGAGGCAUCAUCGUAGCUCCUGUCCUCCCUGGAGCGUACCAUCAGGGCAUCCACAUGCAGCAGCAGCAGCAGCAGUAUCACGGCUACAUGCACCAGACCAGCAUGUCGUCCGUCAGAUCCGUCACCUCCCCGCCGCACUCCGCCACAAUGCGUGUUUACCGGGCGCUGUACGACUACGCGGCCCAGGACCACGAUGAGGUCUCCUUCAGGGACGGCGACGUCAUCGUCAACGCUCAGCCCAUCGACGAGGGCUGGAUGUAUGGCACCGUGCAGCGCACCGGCAAGUCUGGCAUGCUGCCAGCAAACUACGUGGAGUGCUGCAACUAGGGGAGAGAGAGAGAGAGGGAGGGAGAGAGAGAGGGAGAGAGAGAGGGAGGGAGAGGGAGAUAGCGAGGGGGGAGAAAUGGUAAAAAUGUGAUGAAUAAAAUCCGCCUUUGCUGUUAUAAAUUCAGCAGUCGGUGAUGUUCUUUGCAUUUCAGUGAUGGUUUAUAUUUUUUGUCAAAUCAGGAAAUAGACCAGAAUGCAAUGCAGCUACAGGGACAGGGGCUGUGUUGGAAACUGUUUCCAUAUCACAGAAAUAGUUCCCUAUAUAGUGUGUUUGAAUCCACCGCGGUCACUAUAUAGUCCGCUAUAAAAUACCCGCAAUGUUCAGCUAAUGUGAGUGUACAUACGAUGUACCCUACUUUUUACUCCCGUAUACCCACAAUGCAACGCGGCCGUGUUUUCUCCGAG
This is a messenger RNA of Sander lucioperca (pikeperch), 2109 nucleotides long. RefSeq names its product nebulette-like. The coding region runs from base 1 to 1704 and encodes 567 amino acids. Gene Ontology annotation, biological process: cardiac muscle thin filament assembly. Gene Ontology annotation, cellular component: Z disc. The record is from RefSeq and is a predicted model, not a curated record. The transcript has 14 exons. Lineage: Eukaryota; Metazoa; Chordata; Actinopteri; Perciformes; Percidae. Gene Ontology annotation, molecular function: actin filament binding.